Sphenostylis stenocarpa is the source of this 321-nucleotide messenger RNA. The record is from the annotation of a GenBank genome assembly. Lineage: Eukaryota; Viridiplantae; Streptophyta; Magnoliopsida; Fabales; Fabaceae.
AUGGGAAGGAAGAAGGGGUAUGUUGAGUUCGAGGAAUCGCCGCCGGACGACUUCGAUCCGGCGAAUCCGUACAAGGACCCGGUGGCGAUGCUGGAGAUGAGGGAGCACAUCGUGAGAGAGAAGUGGAUCCAAAUAGAGAAGGCCAAGAUCAUCAGAGAGAAGCUCCGCUGGUGCUACCGCAUCGAAGGCGUCAACCACCUUCAGAAGUGCCGCCAUCUCGUCAACCAGUACCUCGAAUCCACUCGCGGCAUUGGUUGGGGCAAGGACGGUCGCCAUCCCUCUCUCCACGGUCCGAAGGUCGAGCCAGUUGAGUCUGAAUGA